Molecule: messenger RNA, 1482 nt
Organism: Penicillium daleae
Lineage: Eukaryota; Fungi; Ascomycota; Eurotiomycetes; Eurotiales; Aspergillaceae
Product: ribosome biogenesis protein LTV1
Exons: 2
Coding region: 1-1482 (493 amino acids)
Biological process (GO): ribosomal small subunit export from nucleus; ribosomal small subunit biogenesis
Cellular component (GO): cytosol; nucleus; preribosome, small subunit precursor
Source: RefSeq, a predicted model, not a curated record
AUGCCGCCCCGCCAGUGGAUUGACAAGAAAAAUGCGAGCACUUUCCAGCUCUUCCACCGUUCUCAACAAGACCCGUUGAUCCAUGACCCCGAAGCCGAGGACCGAGUCCUGCACCAAGUCAGCGGUCCUGCUCCUCCACCCUCGUCUGCAUCAACAUCCUCGCAAAAGCCUAUCCGGAACCUUUCCGAGCUCCAGUCCGAAUUCCAAAGCCAAGCGAUCCGCCGUAACGAGGGCGAAGCCGCCAACUAUGGCGUCUACUACGACGACUCCCGGUAUGACUAUAUGCAGCAUUUGCGCGAACUGGGCACUGGCGGUGGUGAUUCCCACUUUGUGGAGGCCAAGGCUGAGAAGGGCAAGGGCAAGGGGAAGGCUAUGAAGUUGGAGGAUGCCCUGCGCCAAGUCUCCCUGGAUGAUUCGCAAAGCGCGUACGGGUCGCAAUUUGGCGACAUGCGCUCGACUGCGUCGUCAUAUAUUCGCAAGCCGACGUACCAAGAUCAGCAGAAUGUUCCCGAUGUGAUUGCUGGUUUCCAGCCAGAUAUGGACCCCCGUCUACGAGAGGCUUUGGAGGCACUGGAAGAUGAAGCAUAUGUUGAUGAUGACAACGAUGAUGAUCUUUUCGGCGAGUUGACGAAGGGUGGAGAGGAAUUGGAUCAGGGUGAUUGGGAGGAUACUCUGUUUGACCACGAUGAGUAUGAUGAGGGAUGGGAGUCGGACGCUACUGAGAAAGCGCCCGUGCAGACAGAUAGGACUGAUGCGCUGCGACACACGGAGGACGUGCCAUCAGAGGAGAGCCACGCCAGGGAUCUUGAGCCCGGUGAAAUUCCUGAGCAUAACGAACCUGCUCCGGAUAUGCACCCUGAGGAUCAAGGAUGGAUGAACGAGUUUGCCAAAUUCAAGAAGGACGCCAAGGCCGGUAAGGCUGCCGCGCCAGCUGCACCCACGGUUGCGCCGUCCGAACAACGUACCGUUGCUUCGACCGCGUUCACAGCUGGUGGUACUCCAAUCCGCCGAAAGAAGCGUAAGGGUGCUUUGACCAACCCGUCCGCUUAUUCAAUGACUUCGUCUGCGCUGGCUCGUACCGAGGGCCACCGGCUCUUGGAUGACCGAUUUGAAAAGAUUGAGGCUCUGUACUCUCUUGACGAGGAGGAUGAAUAUGAUGACAGCAUGUCUAUGGUCAGUGGUAUGACCGGGGCUACCGGUAUGACAGGCAUGUCCACCGCAUCGUCAAUUGCACCCAGUCUUGUCGACGGAAACGGCGCCGCAGUCUCACGUAGCGAUUUCCACAACGUCAUGGAUGACUUCCUUGCCAGCUGGGACGACAACACCAGUGCGCAAGCUAAGCGCAAGGGCACCAAGCACAAGCGUGGAAAGAACGGCAACGAGGCUAUCGGCAUCCGCAUGCUUGAUGAAGUGCGCUCCGGUCUCGGUCCCGCUCGCUUGUCGGCUGGUGCUAAUGGCCGUAAGGUCCCUGGGCAAGCUUAG